AAAAACCGAGGCCCAUUAUCCACGUUUUAACUUCACUCCCAUCAAGCUAGGGUUUAGUUUACGUAAGAAAAAACCAGAGCGCAUUGCAAUUAGGGGCUUUUGAAUUUUGAUUCGCUUUCGGUUUCAGCAGCAUCAACAACUUUGCAAUGGCGAGAUUGAAGGUGUACGAGCUGAGGAACAAAACGAAAGCAGAGCUUCUGAGCCAAUUGAAGGAUCUGAAAGCUGAGCUGGCACUCCUCCGUGUUGCCAAGGUCACUGGCGGAGCACCCAACAAGCUCUCCAAAAUAAAAUUGGUGCGGCUAUCGAUAGCGCAGGUGUUGACGGUUAUUUCCCAGAAGCAAAAGUCGGUGCUGAGGGAAGCUUACAAGAAGAAGAAGUAUCUGCCUUUGGAUCUGCGUCCUAAGAAGACCAGAGCUAUCAGAAGACGCCUCACCAAGCACCAGGCUUCUUUGAAGACAGAGCGUGAGAAGAAGAAGGAAGUAUACUUCCCAUUGAGAAAAUAUGCAGUUAAGCAAAAUAACUACUCCCUUUGAACGUUGUUUGAUUACUCUCCCAACCCAAGUACACAUUUCAACUCCGGGCAUGUGAUGCUAUAUACAAUUAUUAGAAGUCACUCAUUGUAAAUGUGAUUCAUAUCAUAAUCAAAAUGAAAGAAAGUAUG
Molecule: messenger RNA, 661 nt
Organism: Arachis ipaensis
Lineage: Eukaryota; Viridiplantae; Streptophyta; Magnoliopsida; Fabales; Fabaceae
Product: large ribosomal subunit protein uL29
Biological process (GO): maturation of LSU-rRNA from tricistronic rRNA transcript (SSU-rRNA, 5.8S rRNA, LSU-rRNA); translation
Cellular component (GO): ribosome; cytosolic large ribosomal subunit
Molecular function (GO): structural constituent of ribosome; mRNA binding
Source: RefSeq, a predicted model, not a curated record